CGCCCGCAGGAUGAUCAAAUACAUCUUAACACUAGCCUGUGUUUGGGCGUCGACCCUGGGCGCCCCGGACGUCAGCUCCCUCAGCCAGGCCUAUGCCCCCCCAACCUCACCCCCUCCCCACUCCCCCUGGUCCCCUCCUCCCCCAAGCCCAUGAAGAAUAUGGACGACCUGCCCAUCUGCUUCCCCAAGACCCACUUCGUCACCCUCACCUCCACGCAGGUCGUCCCCUCCCUCGUCUACAACACCCGCACCCUCCUCGUCCCGACAACGAUAUCCCAGGACGUCACCAAGUGGAACGUCUGGACCUCGACGGAGUUCGUGGCGCAGACGCUGACGUCAUUCCCGAAGCCUGUGGUCGUCACGCGCACCGAGCUCCUGACGGCCACCAAGUACGUGACUCAAGCCCAGUUCUUCACGGAGACCAGUUACGUCACCAGCACUGAGUCCAAGUUCUUCACGGAGACUUUGGUAGCCACGGACUUCACUACCAAGACGCUGCCUGUCACCACCUACGAUACCUUUACGUCCACCUACUACUCCACCAAGAUCCACCGUCACACCGAUUUCGUCACGACCACUCAGUACAAACACGUGACCCAGACCGAGCGUCACCCCCACUACCUCACCCAGACUCUGACGUCACAGUACCGCGUCUACGAAACCGUCACCCAGACCGUGACGCAGAACGAAUACGUCACGGAAACGUCACUCCACUUCCAGACCAAUUACGUGUCCAAGUGCUCUCCCAAGGCCCAGCCCACGCACUACGGGGGCUAUGGCUACUAGGCUAUCUGGGCUACGAGGCUCGGCGUUGGAUUAAGCUACGGUUCUGCGAGGCUCGUUGGGCUCAGAGAUGAUGAGGGUUCUGAGGCUACGAGGCUGGUUAGACUACGAGCCUAAUUUGACCAACGAAGAUAGUUAGACUACUAAGAUAGCCUAGUUGGCUGUGAGGCUGAUUAGGCUACUUGUCUACGAACUUCGGGAGCUCUUACUUAGGCUUUCCUAAAUCAUGACGACAACGAUGAAUUUGAAAAACUAAAACUUCUCCGUUACGACAACGCUAAAGACGCCGCUUUGGUUAAGAUGCCCUGAUGUUAGUAUUCUCCGUUUUCUUUGACGACCAAGAUACGCUGAUAUGCGUUUCCCGUUUUCUUUGACGACGGAGAAGCCUUGUUAAUCUUUCCCAUUUUCUUUGACGACGAAUAGAGAGAGAGAGAGAAGAAUGAUGUCGGUCGAUUUAAUUCACAAUUCUUCUUGUCUCUUCUUAUUUUCCUUCUUUGUGAUAGUUUUCCUUCUAUUUUUAAAAGAGAGAAAGAGAAGGAAGAUAAGAAGUGGAAAAGGAUAAUAUAAAUUUGUAUCUUUAUUUUUCUCCCUCUUUCAAUGUUUCUUCAUUUUUACGUUCUUAAUUUGUUAUCUAAUUUAUUCUAUUUUAUUUUAAGCAUAAGUGUUGAUAUAAGUGUGAAGCCGCCAAUGACAUGUGUAAAUAAGUAAUUUAUGAUUAUGUGUGUGUAUAAUAUUCGAAAGCGUAGUUGU
Penaeus vannamei (Pacific white shrimp) is the source of this 1533-nucleotide messenger RNA. NCBI's taxonomy places the organism in Eukaryota, Metazoa, Arthropoda, Malacostraca, Decapoda, Penaeidae. The record is from RefSeq and is a predicted model, not a curated record.